AAAUCCGUCCGUGGGUAUUGGGUCGUCGCUGACUGUGAUGUCAACGCGUCCUGUCUAUCUCGAUCUUUCUCGAUGGCUUGAUCCCGACGACAAUCCUAAGCAGAACAAACAUGGUUCUGAUGAGAAGUACUUAGCGUUCGCGUUUCCCUCACUUGGGGCGAUUGCUUUAUGGAUUCGUUACUCCUCGUCCUUGAUCCAUAAUGUCUCGAAAUGAGGCUGCUUUGGCAGCGAUGCCAGGCCACGAUGAACGGACCCCUCUGCUAUCUCCAACCUCCACCGACUCUUUACUAGCUCAGGAUCUCAGUAGCGAUGAGAAUAGAAUAAAGAAGAAACCCCUGAUAUCGCGUUUUCACGUCGUUUUCUUCCUCAUAGCCAGCGUCUUGGUGGUCUCCGGCGUUGCGGACGGGAUCUUUGACCCAGCGACCACCCGCCUGAUUGAAGAUGCCUAUUGCCGACGUUACUAUCGAGCGCACGAUUCCUCAAUGGUGGGACUGGACGUUCAGAAUGGCAUCCCGGAGCAGUUCUGCAAGCUUCCGGCGGUGCAGGGCGAUGUUGCGCUGCUCAGGGGCUGGCUCAUGUUUCUGGAGGCCGGAACGUCGCUGAUAUUCGCUCCGAUUUUUGGAUGGGUCGCUGAUAGAUACACGAGAAAGUGGGUUGCGGUGUUGCUUAUGUGCUCCUUCGCCCUCAGGUCGCUUUGGAUUUCGACAGUUUUAUAUUUUCCGAAAACGAUCAAAAUCGAGCUGAUCAUGCUUGCCUCGAUGCAUACGGUGCUAGGAGGCUCCAGUGCAGGGGCGAAUUCGCUUCUCUACACUAUCCUAACAGAUGUGACACCCGAACAGAAACGAGUUGCUACAUUCUUCCGAUUGGGAGGAGCAUCGAUGUCGUCCAUGCUCAUCAGCCCUCCGAUAGCUUCGGCACUAAUGAAGGCCAAUGUAUGGACGGCAAUCCUCGUUGGUCUUGGCCUCUACGUUAUUAACGCUGUGAUGUGUCUACUGCUCCCGGAGACACUUCCUGAGGUCUCCAAGUCCGGUCACUCAAUGGCACCACGCAACUCUGAUAUGGGACAUGAGACGGCGAAUACGAUCCCUGACUUCUUAAAGAAGGCUCGUGAGAAAGUCCAUUAUAUGACAAGCUUCGUUAUCGAGGACUCUCGUGUCCUCUUACUUCUUCCGCCUUUUAUGUUCCAUAUGCUCCUUAUGGAUCGUUCUCUCAUCUUACAAUACACUAGUAUUCGAUUUGGAAUGCCACUCUCGGAUGCCACUCUUUUUAUCGGCAUUCGAGGGGGUUUCACGCUCGUGUACUUCCUUAUUGUCAUGCCCAUCAUUAUGGACCGCAUCCAAUCGUCCACGCGCUGGCCUCGAACCCGCCUUUCCGUCCGACACUCCGAUCUACUUCUUGGCAGGAUAUCGGCGAUAUCACUGUUCUUCGCUUUUUUGGCCACCGCUGCUGCGCCAAUCAUUCCGCUUUUCGUCGUCGCUCUGUUCAUCCAGGCCCUUGGACUGGGUAUCACAUACUUCCUUCGUGGAUUACUUACAUCGUUUGUCGGCCAACAUCAACUGGCACGACUGUUCACUGUGAUAACGGUGGUGGAUGCGCUGGGCCUCAUGGUGGGAAGCCCUGGUCUUGCCUGGGUCUUCGAGAAGGGAAUGUCUGCCAAUGUCCCUGGUUUGCUAUGGCUGGUUGUUGCAUUGGGCGUCUUUCUGACGUCAGUGGGAAUGUUUUUUGUGUCAAAGCGGGAGGUAGAGGGGGUUCUGGACGAAGCGAGCGAAUAGAUAAUAGAUCGCUAUUGUAUAGCUGGCCAAUAUAUUAUCAAGGAGCAGCUUCGCAGCGGGUUGAGAACUAUAUCCCAUAGUUAGUUUACUCUUUUAAACAAUCUAACGGCAGAUGGACCUCCGUUUUGGGCG
Eremomyces bilateralis CBS 781.70 is the source of this 1904-nucleotide messenger RNA. RefSeq names its product MFS general substrate transporter. Lineage: Eukaryota; Fungi; Ascomycota; Dothideomycetes; Eremomycetales; Eremomycetaceae. Gene Ontology annotation, biological process: transmembrane transport. Gene Ontology annotation, cellular component: membrane. The coding region runs from base 201 to 1772 and encodes 523 amino acids. The transcript has 2 exons. Gene Ontology annotation, molecular function: transmembrane transporter activity. The record is from RefSeq and is a predicted model, not a curated record.